This is a messenger RNA of Paramecium primaurelia, 3033 nucleotides long. Lineage: Eukaryota; Ciliophora; Oligohymenophorea; Peniculida; Parameciidae. The record is from the annotation of a GenBank genome assembly.
AUGCUACAAAUCAAUAUAGAAGUGCAAACUAUUUAUUUUUAUAUUGAUUCUGACAAUCCUUAUUGUAAAAUGCAACUUAAUGAUUGUAAAAAAUCAAAUUUUAAAUUAGCCAUGACAACUGUCAUUUUGAAUAAUUAAUUAAGAUGUAAAUGCUAUGAACAACAAGAUAUCUAUGAAAAAGUUGAAAUUCUAAUCCCCUACAAUUAAAGAAACAAAAACAAAGUAACCUUUUAUAAUAUCCAAAGCUCAAACUCAUUUUUUAUGAAAAUCUUAUAAAAUUUGGAGAAGCAAUCUUUAAUCUUGAGUUCUAUAUUGAACAUAAAUUAUCUUAAAUUUCUGAUAGAUUAUCAAUUUAAUGCGAUUAAAAUGAAGAAGCACAAUUAACAUUCAUUUUUGAAUGGCAACUAAUUAACAAUUUACCGGAAUCGAAUAUAUAAAUUUUAGAAAAUUGCUAGACAAUUAGUAGUCCUUAAAGUAUAGAAAUUUCUUAAAGAAAUGCAUGUUAAAGUCCAAAAGGAUAAGAAAAAUCAAAAAAAAGUAGUGAUGAUAAUAGAAUUACUCAUUCAUCAUAUAACUAAUGGAGAGAUCAUAAGGAAUAAUUAAAAGUUUAAUAAGAGAAGAAGUUGAAAGAACCAAAACCAUAAUCCAAAAUAGUUAUAGCUGAUGAUUAUGUGUGGUCAAAUCAAUUAAGAAAGCCAGAUGUGUAGGUGAGAGUUGGAUCUCCAUCUAAACGAUUUGCAACUCACACAAAGCAAUUCAAAAAAAUAUAUUGUUCAAUCAAUGAAUAACCCAAACAAACUGAUCUAGAUUUAAAGGAUAUAAAUGAUAAAAUGAUUGUUGUUAAAAAGUAAAUAUAAUCUAUGAAUUAACAUAAUAAAAAGAGUGAUGAUGAUAAAAGGAAGUAUAAAACUAAAAUAGGAUCAAAGUAAAAGUAUUUUUAAUAAGAAGAAAUUAAAACGUAAUCUGAUGAAAUUGUCAAAUCAUUUUCUGACAGAGGAUGGAUGUAAAAAAUUACAAGUUAAAAUAAUGAAAAUUAUGAUUAAUCUUAUUUGAAUACUUUUAAUUAAGUCUCUGAAUAACAAUAUCUAGAGUAAAACACUGAUCCUAAUUACGAGAUAUAAAUAUUAAAGUAAGGAUUGAAAUAAUAAGACCAUAAAUCUAAAAGUCCACCUAAAUCAAAAAAUUUUAAUUAACAAACUAAUUAAUCGCCAAAAAGUAAAACAUAACAUUAAGAUGAUCAUUUGAAAAGUGCAAAAUAAGCUGAAAUUGGAAAUUUUGUAGGAGAAAAAUAUGAAUAAUUUUUAAAAGAUUAUUUAGAUUUAUAGGAUAAAUUAUAAGGGUCUUAAAUAGAAUUCUAGUUAUUAUCUUAAACCUAUUAAGAAUUGAAAGAAGAGUACACUUAAGUAGUAUACUAAAAUUAAAAAUAUUAUUAAUAGAUACAAAGUUUAUAAUAGCAAUUUUAAUAGAAGGCUCAUUCUAUUGAUGAAUGUUAAUAAUAAAUAUAAUAUUUGUAAACAUAAUCUAAUUAAAAGUAAUAAUAAUAAUAUUAAUAAUAAUAAUAAUAAUAAUAUUAAUAAUAAUAAUAAUAGUAAUAAUAAUAGUAAUAGUAAUAGUAAUAAUAGUUAUUUAAAUAAUAAUAAUAUUAAUAACAACAACCUUAACAAAACUAAUCAUAACAAAACUAAUCAUAGCUUUAGUAAUAGUAGAAUUAAUAAAACUAAUAUUAAUAAUUUAUCUAAUAAUUAUCCUCCUAAUAAUAAAAUAUUGAUUUUCUAAAAAAAGAGAAUGAUUUAAAAUAAAGAGAAAAUACGAUGUUGAAAUAAAACUAUGAAUUAUUAUAAUAAAAUAUACAUGCUUUACAAAAAGAAAAAGAAAAAUAUUUGUUAGAAAUCUAAAAUCAUCAAAAUAGCUUAAAAUUAUUAAAUUAAGAAUUGGAAAAUUUAUAGAAGCAGUUAGAUUUAGCCAUAAAUCAAAAGCAGACUCAUGUGACACAAACUUAAUCUAAUAAUCCAAAAUUUGACCUUAAAUCAGAUUUACAAUAAGUUACACAGUUAAAAAUACAGUUGGAAAAUUCUGAAUUGGCCUCAUAAUCUUUGAAGAAAGAAUUAGAUUCAUUAGAAUAAAUUUAAAUUUAAUAGGAAAAAGAAAAUAAAAAUCUAAAGAAAUAGAUUGAUAAUCAAAAUUAAAUGAUUGAAUCAAUAGAGGAAGAAAUAUCAAGAUUAAAAGAGGAAUUAGAAGAAAAGAAAAAAGAGAUUAUUAGACUUGAAACUUUUAGCAACAAAGAAAAUACGAGUGACAUUAUAGAUGGUUAUAAAUAAGUUGUAAGAAACAAAUAACAAGAGCUAAACAACAAGGAAGAAGAAAUUAAAUAAUUAAAAUAAAGAAAUAAAUAAUUAGAGAGUGAAUUUAAAGUAGAAUAAGAAAAUAAUUAAAUAAAAGUUUAAUAAUUAAAUAUACAAAUAAAAUAAUUAUAAUAGUAAGUUGAUAGAUUAUAAAAAGAAAAUCAAAAUUUAUAAUAACUGAUAUAAUACGAGCCAAAAUUAUAAGAAUAAUAAUUUUAGUAAAUAAUUAUGUAAUUAAAAGAUAAGAAUAGUCAAAGAAUUCUGUAUAAAAUUGUUAAGAGUUUAGUUUUAAGCCAUCUAUGAUUAAAGGUGAAGAAUUUGAAAGCUAGAAUGAUAUUUUACAAUAAGAAGUAAAUCAACUAAGAUAAGAAAUUAAUUAAUUUAGUAAAUAAUAAAUUUAUAUAAUUCUAGUUUUGUAAAAAUAAAAGGAUGAUAUAAUAAUCAAAGGGUUGUCAGAAGAAUUAGAAAUAUAGAAGGUAUUUAAUACUUGCUAAUUUAGAAUAUCACUCGUUAUUAGGAAAAUGAAUAGUAAAGAUUAAAAAAUGAUUUAAAAGCAACCGAAACAUAGUUGGUGAUACAAAAAUAAAAGAUUGCAGAUAUCCUGAAUUCAAUAAUGAUUAAAGGAGAUGCAAGACUAAUGGAUGGACUUGAAAAGUUGAUCUAAAAUAAAGGAGUAGUCUCUUUGAAAUGA